Messenger RNA from Xylona heveae TC161, 1420 nucleotides. RefSeq lists its product as hypothetical. The transcript has 3 exons. NCBI's taxonomy places the organism in Eukaryota, Fungi, Ascomycota, Xylonomycetes, Xylonales, Xylonaceae. Gene Ontology annotation, molecular function: chromatin binding; histone binding. Gene Ontology annotation, biological process: nucleosome assembly. Gene Ontology annotation, cellular component: chromatin; nucleus. Bases 235 to 1266 code for a protein of 343 amino acids. The record is from RefSeq and is a predicted model, not a curated record.
GGGGCCUGCAAAUGGCCCUCUUUCUUUCGCUUUUUCCCUCGACCGACUUAGCACUCGGUUAAUUCCGAACCUCGUUGAGGUGCCUUGCAGUCCGUCAGCCAAUCAAAAGCUUUCUUCUGCCCAUCCUGGUAUUAAAAUGUUGGUUUGGAGCUUCACGGGCGAAAGCUUGCCCUUCACAAACACCUAGACCAGAGAUCCUCCCUUUUCAUUCCUGUUCAUCAACCAAUUCCAAUCAUGGCUGCACCUGAAGAGUCUGAUGUCACCUACGAAGAGCUUGCAGAGCUCGAAAAGGACUUUGAGGAAGUCGAAAAUGAGAUUCUCCGGAAGCAAUAUACCCUCACGUCUGGUCUCUACGCGAAGCGACAGACCAUUGCGUCAAGAAUUCCCAACUUUUGGUCUCUCGUUCUCGAGCAGGCACCGCUUGAGAUUGAUCAGUUCAUUCAACCUUCAGACUCUGAGAUCAUCGCUGCCUGCCUGAAGGACAUCGAGGUUAACCGAUUCGAAAUCUCUACCGAUGAGACCUCCACCGGGGGUGAUCCUCGCAGCGUUGCGAUCAAGUUCAAGUUCGCGCCCAACGAGUGGUUUGACAAUGACGUCCUGGAGAAGAAGUUCUGGUACCGUCGCGCCAAUGAUGGCUGGUCCGGCUUGGUGUCGGAACCCGUCAAGAUCAACUGGAAGUCUGGAAAGGAUGUCACUGAGGGAUUGACUGAUGCCGCCAUCGAGCUCUUCGAGGCUGAGAAGAAGACGGCAGCAACCGCCAACGGUACCUCGGGCAAGGGCAAGGACAAUAAGAAGUCUUCCGCCCAAAAGGCUUUGAUUGACAAGAUUGAGGCAACCACUGAGGGCUCUAUGAGCUUCUUCAACUGGUUUGGAUUUGCGGGACGUCAUAUCACUGCCGAGGAAUCGGCGGCCGCUACCAAGUCGGAGAAGGAGAGAAGAGAGAAGAUCAAAAAGGGCGAGAAGGUUGAGGCUGCUGAGAAGCCCGAGGAGAACGACGAGGACGAUCUUGAUGUCGACGCCGAGGUAUUCCCCGCUGGCGAGGAGCUAGCCGUUGCCAUCAGCGAAGACCUUUGGCCCAACGCUCUCAAGUACUUCACUCAAGCGCAGGAGCAAGAUGACGAUGACCUCUCAGAGGCCGACUUUGAGGAAGAUGAAGAAGAGGAGGAGAGCGACGAAGAGACCGGUGUGCCUGAUCUGCGCAAGCUGGUCAGCGCAAACAAGGGCGGAUCCGGAGACGAGCGGCCUCAGAAGAAGCGGAGAACUUAGACUUGCUCAUGAUGGUAUUUCAGUCUUUUGUCUCCACCUUGGCUCGAUAUGAUUCAAACAAUCUUUGUCCUGGUGGCUUCUUAUCUUUUCUUUUUCUUUUUAAUUGUUCUUCUGAUUGGAUGACUUCAUGAUGGCGGGAUGGUCCCUGUAUCUA